CCCACGGUGUAUCUGAUUGUACUUCAGACCCGAGUACUGGUUCUGCUUUAUCACACUGGGUCGAGCAAAGGUCGCAGAGGAAAUUGCAGAACUAAUUUAUGACCACCCACACUGAUUGAACAGACGUUUCACACUGGUCGACUAUGACAAGGCUGUUUGACUGAGCUUCAGAUGGCUGAUCUGCUGAUUCAAUGAUUCGGAUUUGAGCCCUGGACAGGCCGCCGGUCCAUCACAGACAGAUACGGUCUUUCGAACCUUCAUCCCGGGGGUUUUACGUGGGUCCAACAGAGGGCGCUGUUCGCCUUCUCUCCUCGAAGCGAAGCGAAGCGAAGCGUCGUCGACGCGGAACUCUGUGUUUACCUCCCCGCUGCGCCCUUUGUUCGCCUGGACCUCGAGGCGCAGAAGCGGAGGACGAUGUGCGCCGUGCAGCUGCUGCGGGUGUCGGUCCAUGAGCGGAUCAGCGCCGCCGCCGAAGACUUUCUGCUGCAGGUGGAGAAAGGGGAGGUAGCGGCGGAACUCCCGGCGCUGAGAGCGCUUCUCACCGAGCGGCUGACGGCGGCUGCAGAGGAGAUAGUCGGUCUGUUCGAGGAAGCCGUGGCGAAGUAUGAAGACAGAGUGGAGCGGUCCGAGCGGGAGGUGUGCCGCCAGAGGAGGCUGCUGGACGCCGUGUUGAAGCCCGAGGUCCGGCUGCACAGGGCAGAGCCGCCGCAGCUGUUGGACUUGGACCACACCAGCCCCCAGUCACCAGAUUCUGUAGGCCAAAACCAGAUUGAAUGUGAUACUUCCUGCCAACUGUCCCCUCAGUCAGCCUCCCCCACUAAAUUUUUGCCCCCCUCCCCAGGCAGCAUGGCCGUUCCCAGUGACAAUGACCCAGACAGCGACUGGACUGAACAAAGUCCACUAAGGAAGAGGAAGCGAGGCCGACCGUGUCGAGGCAUUACAGACGGUCGAGUCCAGAAACGAAAAAAAAAGACUGCAGUUCAGAAUUUUAUCUGCCAAGUGUGUGGACGCACUCUGCAUGGAAAAGGCUUCCUGCUCAAACACGUCCUGCAGAUCUGCAUCAAAAACCCAGAUCAUCGCUGUGGCUUCUGCGGUGAACAUUCUGAUUCAGCUGAAGAUCUGGUGGCUCAUCUGCAAACUCACCAGAAAUGGAGCAAAACCUGCUCUUUCUGUGGGAAGACCUUCCAGUCGAUCCUGGCACAGGAGCUGCAUGUCCGGCUGCACACCGGGGAGAAACCAUACAGCUGCGAUGUCUGUGGCAAGAAGUUCAGCCAGAAAGGAAACCUACAGUCACACAUGCGUGUCCAUGUUGCAGAGAAACCCUUUAAAUGUAAGGAGUGUAGCCGGGCCUUUUGUCACAUGUCAUCCUUAGAGCGACACCUACAGGAGCACUGCGGCCAGGUGCCUCACACCUGCAAUGUCUGUGGUGAGGAGUUCAAGAAACGGCACAGCCUGCAACGACACAUUGCAGCUCAUAAGGACAACACCCACAUACCCAAGAGAUACCCCUCAGCAAAGACCUACGACUGCAAGGUGUGUGGGGACAACUUUGACAGGAGGAUAUUCUUAGUCAAACAUGUGGAAAGUCACAUGCAGAAUCCAGAAUGCCGCUGUGGACUCUGCGGACACCAGUACGACUCCACUAGCAAACUUACUGCCCACAUGCACUCCCACCGUGAUGUCAGCAACACUUGUGACAUCUGCGGGAAAAGCUUCCCGGCUCAUGCAGCACUGCAGAUGCACAUGAGAAUACACACUGGGGAGAAACCAUACACCUGCAGUUUUUGUGGAAAAGCAUUUAACCAGGGCGGGAACCUAAAGACACACCUGAAAAUCCACACAGGUGAGCGGGCGUUCUCCUGCAGCCUCUGUGGGAAGGGCUUCACUCAGAAACAAACUCUAGACACCCAUGUCCGUUUCCACAACAAGGAGCGGCGCUUCCUGUGUCAGGUCUGUGGGAAAGGUUUCAUGCAGGACGUGGAUUUGAAAAGACACAUUCUGAUUCACACUGGAGAGAAACCGUAUAGGUGCAGGGUCUGUGGAAAGAGCUUCCAGGCCAAACGCUCACUUAAUGGACACCUCAAAGUCCACACAGCUGGAGGGGAUGAGACCAGACCGGAGCCGGGACAAGAGUCAGCUAAGCAGAGGAUGGACUCAAGUUUCUAUUCAAGAUUUGUCCAACUGUAGUGGACCUGGCUGGAACCUUUCACAACCUCAAACCCAUUAUUGUUUAAAGAAUCUGCUGCUGCUUUAACAGUUUACACUUAAGCAACCCAAGUAACAAACACAUUAUGGUUGUUGUCUAUGUAGUGACUGAAAAUAUAGUCCUUGCUGUCAAACACAGGUGGUUCUGAUCCAGAAUUGGUAAAAGAAAACAAACAAUGCAACAUAUUUUAUUCUUGAUUCUGAGGGAAGUCACAAGGAACCAGCCUUCGGUACCAAGUCAGUACUAACACCUGGAAACAUGUUUAUGGUUUCUGCAGUAGUUUCACAAUGACAUGUGGGAUGGAGCAGGCACAGCAGCAGGUCAGACGAACAGCCACAAACUCUACAGCUCCAGUUUGGAGAUAUUUAUUGUUUUGGUUGAUGUUCAGAAGCCACUGGCCUGGCAGCUCGGUAGGUAGCGUGUCAGUCUGGGAAGCAGAAGGCACCAGGUGUGCCCUUGAGCAAGACACUUAAAUCCAGCUCCCUGGGCUUUGCACUGUGGCUGCCCACCGCUCCCUCCAGGAGAGGGGGCAAAUGCAGACAUAAAUUUCCUGCACUGCCGGGGUCAAUAAAGCUUUAAUCAUUACCAUUAUUACGAAUCAGAACAAAGUCAUGUCUCAGAGCUUUUAGGCCACAUAACAGAAAGCCUCUUGAAGCCCAGUUCACUGCCAAAACCUGAGCAGGAGGUGACUCAUCGAAUGUAGGUGUGAAAGGUUCUGUUUGCGCAUGUUGCCUGUGAAGGAAUGGAGACCUGUCCAGUCAGGUGGUUCUGUAGAAGUAAAAGGCUCAGUGGAUGUAGGAGAAUAAAGUCUGGUUCUGACUAAUCCACUGGUUUUGCUACACACAGGUUUUCUUUAGAUUUUAGAGAGGUACAGAGAUAGAAACGCGCAGAUUGUCAUUUGUUUCACUGACAUUAAAUAAAGCAGAGCCUCUGAAUGAG
Betta splendens (Siamese fighting fish) is the source of this 3145-nucleotide messenger RNA. Its product is annotated as gastrula zinc finger protein XlCGF57.1-like. Gene Ontology annotation, molecular function: RNA polymerase II cis-regulatory region sequence-specific DNA binding; DNA-binding transcription factor activity, RNA polymerase II-specific. Bases 415 to 2187 code for a protein of 590 amino acids. The record is from RefSeq and is a predicted model, not a curated record. The transcript has 2 exons. Gene Ontology annotation, cellular component: nucleus. Gene Ontology annotation, biological process: regulation of transcription by RNA polymerase II. NCBI's taxonomy places the organism in Eukaryota, Metazoa, Chordata, Actinopteri, Anabantiformes, Osphronemidae.